GCUUAUUCUCUCCAACACUCGAGGGUAGAAAGUGUCUGUGGACAUUGACCUGAAGUGAGUUCAGCAGGUUGGACUGGUUUUGAUGUCACUCCUGACUCAGUUCAAAUGCAGAAUGCCGCGGGUGAAUGAACAGCUUCUUCUCUCCAAGUGUUUCUUUGACACAUGAGGGUGGAAAGUGUCUGUGGACAUUGACCUGAAGUGAGUUCAGCAGGUGUGGACUCUGUGAUGAAUCAGUGUGAGGACAGUAAAACUGCUCUGUGUGGAGAAUAUAACAACCAGAUCAAAGCUCACAGGAUGCAGAAGCUGAGCCCAGACUCUCCUGUACCCAGUUGUGUGUCCAUGAAGAGUGACUGGUCUAUGGGUCGUUUUGUUGAGUUUAAAGUUGGACAACCUAUUGAUAGAAGAGUUCAGCGGGAGGGCUUGGAGAUUCCCAGUGAUCAGUCUGUCCAGCAGCAUCAAACAAAACUGGACUCCAUAUUUAUGCUGCUGGAGGAGGACAUCAUCGCUUUUUCAAAGACUGAGCUGAAGAGGAUCCGAAGGGUUCUGAGUCCAGAUUACCCAUUAGACCUGUGUGAGGAUGAGGAGGUGUUAGACAGUAAAGAUGAAGAGCAGAGGAGAAGCAGCAGAGAGGCAUUUCUGACGAUCACACAGCACUUCCUGAAGAGAAUGAUGCAAGAGGAGCUGGCAGACUGUCUGCAGAGCAGAACUCAUAUUGCAGUGUGCCAAUGUAAACUUAGAUCUAACCUGAAGGAGAAGUUCCAGUGUGUGCUUGAGGGAAUUGCUAAAGCAGGAAACCCAACCCUUCUGAAUCAGAUCUACACAGAGCUCUACAUCAUAGAGGGAGGGAGUGGAGAGGUCAACAAUGAACAUGAGAUCAGACAGAUUGAAACAGCACUCAAGAAAAAAGACAGACCAGAAACAACAAUCAGAUGUGAAAACAUCUUUAAAAUCUCACCUGGAAGAGAUGAACCAAUCAGAACAGUGAUGACAAAGGGAGUGGCUGGCAUUGGGAAAACAGUCUUAACACAGAAAUUCACUCUAGACUGGGCUGAAGGCAAAGCCAACCAGGACAUAAAGUUCAUGUUUCCAUUCACCUUCAGAGAACUGAAUGUGCUGAAAUCAAAAAAGUACAGCUUGGUGCAACUUGUUCAUGACUUCUUUACUGAAACCAAAGAAGCAGGAAUCUGCAGCUUUGAAGAGUUCCAGGUUGUGUUCAUCUUUGAUGGUCUGGAUGAGUGUCGACUUCCUCUGGACUUCCGCAACAAUGAGAUCCUGACUGACGUUACAGAGUCCACCUCAGUGGAUGUGCUGCUGACAAACCUUAUUAGAGGGAAACUGCUUCCCUCUGCUCGCCUCUGGAUAACUACACGACCUGCAGCGGCCAAUCAGAUUCCUCCUGACUGUGUUGACAUGGUGACAGAAGUCAGAGGGUUCACUGACCCACAGAAGGAGGACUAUUUCAGGAAGAGAUUCAGAGAUAGGGAUCAGGCCAGCAGAAUCAUCUCUAGCAUCAAGACAUCACGAAGCCUCCACAUCAUGUGUCACAUCCCAGUCUUCUGUUGGAUUGCUGCAACAGUUCUGGAGGAUGUUUUUAAAAUCAGAGAGAGAGCAGAGCUGCCCAAGACCCUGACUGAGAUGUAUAUCCACUUCCUGGUGGUUCAGACCAAACUGAAGAACAUGAAGUAUGAUGGAGGAGCUGAGACAGAUCCACACUGGGAUCCAGAGAGCAGGAAGAUGAUUGCAUCUCUGGGAAAACUGGCCUUUGAGCAGCUGCAGAAAGGCAAACUGAUCUUCUAUGAAUCAGACCUGACAGAGUGUGGCAUCGAUAUCAAAGCAGCCUCGGUGUACUCAGGAGUGUUCACACAGAUCUUUAAAAAGGAGACAGGGCUGUACCAGGAUAAGGUGUUCUGCUUUGUCCAUCUGAGCGUUCAGGAGUUCCUUGCUGCUCUGCAUGCCCAUCUGACGUUCAUUAACUCUGGUGUCAAUCUGCUGUCACAAGAACAAUCAACAUCCUUGUGCCCUGCAGUGUUAGGAUGCAAAGCAACGCGUUUCUAUCAGAGUGCUGUGGACAAGGCCUUACAGAGUCCAAAUGGACACCUGGACUUGUUCCUCCGCUUCCUCCUGGGUCUGUCACUGUCAACCAAUCAGAAACACUUACGAGGCUUGCUGAAAGUGGCCAAAAGGAGCUCACAGACCAAUGCGGUAACCACUGAGUACAUCAAGAAGAAGAUAAUGGAGAAUUUCUCUGCAGAGAAAAGUAUCAAUCUGUUCCACUGUCUGGAUGAACUCAACAACCGUUCUCUAGUGCAGGAGAUCCAACAGUCCCUGAGAUCAGGAAGUCUCUCAACAGAUAAGUUGUCUCCUUCUCAGUGGUCAGCUCUGGUCUUCAUCUUACUGUCAUCAGAAAAAUAUCUGGAUGUGUUCGACCUGAAGAAAUACUCUGCUUCAGAGGAGGCUCUUCUGAGGCUGCUGCCAGUGAUCAAAGCCUCCAACAAAGCCCUGUUGAGCAGCUGUAAACUGUCAGAGAAAAGCUGUGAAGCUCUGGCCUCACUUCUCAGCUCCCAGUCCUCUAGUCUGAGAGUGCUGGACCUGAGUGACAACAACCUGCAGGAUUCAGGAGUGAAGCUGCUGUCAGCUGGACUGGAGAGUCGACAGUGCAGAUUGGAAAUUCUCAGUCUGUCAGGCUGUAUGAUCACAGAGGAAGGCUGUGUUUCUCUGGCCUCAGCUCUGAGCUCCAAUCCCUCCCACCUGAAAGAACUGGACCUGAGCUACAAUCAUCCAGGAGACGUAGGAGUGAGGCUGCUGUCUGUUGGACUGGAUGAUCCCCAUUGGAGACUGGACACUCUCAGGGUGGACCCUGGUGGACUGCAGAGACUGAGACCUGGCGUGAGAAAGUAUGCCUGUGAACUGGAACUGGACACAAACACAGUAAACGGAAACCUCAAACUCUCUGACAGCAACAUGAAGGUAUGGGGGCCUUGGAGAGGCCAGGGAUCUGGAGGUCUAAAGUUCUGAAGCCCCUGCAGUGUAGAAGACCCAGCAGGUGUGGGGCUCCUAGAGAUCUGGGGCCCUUGGAGGUAUUGUCCCCUCACAAAAUGGGAAACAAACAAAGGGGCUUGGACCAGCCACACAGCACCAGUCUGCAACAUGGAACCAUUCGUGCUCAUGCAUACAAACUGGGCAUGGCCAGCCAGUUCUCAUUCCCACCUUGUUAAAUAU
This is a messenger RNA of Epinephelus moara (kelp grouper), 3219 nucleotides long. RefSeq names its product NLR family CARD domain-containing protein 3-like. Gene Ontology annotation, molecular function: protein binding. The record is from RefSeq and is a predicted model, not a curated record. Bases 226 to 3015 code for a protein of 929 amino acids. Lineage: Eukaryota; Metazoa; Chordata; Actinopteri; Perciformes; Serranidae. The transcript is spliced from 13 exons.